This is a messenger RNA of Lutra lutra (Eurasian river otter), 4610 nucleotides long. It is a transcript of the gene FBXL7, whose product is annotated as F-box and leucine rich repeat protein 7. Gene Ontology annotation, molecular function: protein binding. The coding region runs from base 483 to 1958 and encodes 491 amino acids. The record is from RefSeq and is a predicted model, not a curated record. Gene Ontology annotation, biological process: SCF-dependent proteasomal ubiquitin-dependent protein catabolic process. Gene Ontology annotation, cellular component: SCF ubiquitin ligase complex. The transcript is spliced from 4 exons. NCBI's taxonomy places the organism in Eukaryota, Metazoa, Chordata, Mammalia, Carnivora, Mustelidae.
CUCCGCUCGCUCGGGGCACCCGCAACAAGUGGCCGCCGCGCCCUCCCCGGGGAAGCCGCGGGCGCGCAGGGGCGUCGAGAGGAGGCGGCCGAGCGGGGGAGCCCCGGCCGCCCGCGCGGCUCAGCCCCACCGCAGAGGGAUCCGGGCGGGCGGAUGGGGACCCGGCGGCGGCGGCGCGGCGAGCCUCUGGGCGGCCCCGGGGCGCGGGCUCUCCGCCGCGCUGCGCCCGCCGGCCCCGAACGCGGAUUCUAAGAGCGGCGGCUGCCCCCGGCCCCACCCGGAGCCAUCGGGGGUGCCAGGCGGGGACCGAGCGCCCCCUCCCAGCGGAGUGCAGGGGCCGUCCCCGGUCGGAGCCCGGCCCCGGAGCGUGGGGUAUGCGCAGCUAACGGUCCCGUCGGGCGGGCUUUCCUCCGGUGGAGCGCGCAGGCGGUGCGCCCCAGCUAUGGAGUGUCCGGGGAGACGGCGGGCAUGACGGCGGCAGGAUGGGCGCGAACAAUGGCAAACAGUACGGCAGUGAGGGCAAAGGCAGCUCAAGCAUCUCAUCCGACGUGAGUUCAAGUACAGAUCACACGCCGACCCAAGCCCAGAAGAAUGUGGCUACCAGUGAAGACUCCGACCUGAGCAUGCGCACACUGAGCACGCCCAGCCCAGCCCUGAUAUGUCCCCCGAACCUGCCCGGAUUUCAGAAUGGAAGGGGCUCGUCCACGUCCUCGUCCUCCAUCACCGGGGAGACGGUGGCCAUGGUCCACUCCCCGCCCCCGACCCGCCUCACCCACCCGCUCAUCCGGCUGGCCUCCAGACCGCAGAAGGAGCAGGCCAGCAUCGAGCGCCUCCCGGACCAGUGCAUGGUGCAGAUCUUCUCCUUCCUGCCCACCAACCAGCUGUGCCGCUGCGCCCGCGUGUGCCGCCGCUGGUACAACCUGGCCUGGGACCCGCGGCUCUGGAGGACUAUCCGCCUGACGGGCGAGACCAUCAACGUGGACCGCGCCCUCAAGGUGCUGACCCGCAGGCUCUGUCAGGACACACCCAACGUCUGUCUCAUGCUGGAAACCGUAACUGUCAGUGGCUGCAGGCGGCUCACGGACCGAGGGCUUUACACCAUUGCCCAGUGCUGCCCCGAACUGAGGCGACUGGAGGUCUCGGGCUGUUACAAUAUCUCCAACGAGGCGGUCUUCGACGUGGUGUCCCUCUGCCCCAACCUGGAGCACCUGGACGUGUCAGGGUGCUCCAAAGUGACCUGCAUCAGCUUGACCCGGGAGGCCUCCAUUAAACUGUCCCCCUUGCAUGGCAAACAGAUUUCCAUCCGCUACCUGGACAUGACGGACUGCUUCGUGCUGGAGGACGAAGGGCUGCACACGAUCGCGGCGCACUGCACGCAGCUGACCCACCUGUACCUGCGCCGCUGCGUGCGCCUCACCGACGAGGGCCUGCGCUACCUGAUGAUCUACUGCACGUCCAUCAAGGAGCUGAGCGUCAGCGACUGCCGCUUCGUCAGCGACUUCGGCCUGCGGGAGAUCGCCAAGCUGGAGGCGCGCCUGCGGUACCUCAGCAUCGCCCACUGCGGCCGGGUCACCGACGUGGGCAUCCGCUACGUGGCCAAGUACUGCAGCAAGCUGCGCUACCUCAACGCGAGGGGCUGCGAGGGCAUCACGGACCACGGCGUGGAGUACCUCGCCAAGAACUGCACCAAACUCAAGUCCCUGGACAUCGGCAAGUGCCCGCUGGUCUCCGACACGGGCCUCGAGUGCCUGGCCCUGAACUGCUUCAACCUCAAGCGGCUCAGCCUCAAGUCCUGCGAGAGCAUCACGGGCCAGGGCCUGCAGAUCGUGGCGGCCAACUGCUUCGACCUCCAGAUGCUCAACGUGCAGGACUGCGAGGUGUCCGUGGAGGCCCUGCGCUUCGUGAAGCGCCACUGCAAGCGCUGCGUCAUCGAGCACACCAACCCCGCCUUCUUCUGAAGGGGCCACGCCCCCUCGCCGCACUGCGCAGGCGCCCCGCUUGCGCACGGAGCGGCGCGUCUCCUAAAAGCGGCGUCUGUAAGCACCGCCUCCCACUGGCUCCUCACAGCCCUUUGCUUUCUGGAAGGUCCUUAAGGAUCUGGCUUUCUUUUUCCUUAGAGCUCGUGGGCAUCAGGGGGCACCGAAAGGAAGGGGGAGCUGUGCCGGUAAACUGGUUUUGGGGGUCAGGUCAUCUGUAGGCAGUUUCUCUUCUCCCAAAAGAGGUACCUCAGAAAGCCGGUGGCGGUGUGUUUGAGAACGCCUCUUUCUGUCUCCGCUCCUGGUGGCAUCCCGGGCUUGUGCCCGCACACACCGUGUCCCCACUCCCCCCCCCCCCACCCCCUCCCUGGCCGACAGCAACCACACAUUCAGGCUAAUGAUGCUCUCCAAACCUCCUCCUCUUUAAACUGCUCGAUUGGCCUAAACCGCACUCAUCAAUCCCGCGCCCAGGCAAAUUCUUGUUAAAUAAAUGUCCUAGCACCGGGUACAUACAAAGUGCUUCCAACCAUUUUCUAAAGAAUCGCUUGUGGCGAGCAGCACUGUGCAGGAGGAGACCUGAUUCUCACCCCCCGGCUCUGCCACGACAUAGCUGUGUGACCUUGGGCAAGUCACUUGACCUUUCUGGGCUUUGGCUUCCCACACUGACUCAGAGGCCAUCCAGCUCGAGGAUCCGCUUCAGACCCAUUUUAGAAUUGAGAGAACAGAGAUUGUCAGUAAGCAGCAGCGCCUUUACCUACAGCGUACGAGGCAUCUACCUCUUCCAAGAGUGUUGGUUCUGCGGGUGCUUUCAGGAGAUUGGGAAGUGCCAGCAUGAAUGUCCCAUAUGUCCUUCAACAACGAUCUGAAUGUCACCCCAACCCCGUUUCUUUUGAUGGGUGAGUCUCUGGGGCACCUACUCCUGCCCCAUUAGGUGGAUGGUUCCUGUGACAAGCGCUUCCCGCGCUACCCGAUCCCACACCGUCUUAGCAGGCCGUGGACUGUCCGCGCACAGCACACACCACAGCCCCAGUCAAGGGGAUCUUGCUGAGCGUUUUCACAUAGGAAGAUAGACCCUCACGAUUUUUAAUUAACAAGGGAGGCCCAAGAGAACACAUGUCUUCCAAGGGUUUUCCCUCCUGUCUCAGUGCACAUGUGGCAUGCAGCAGACACAUCUGCCCCGCAGCUGGCAGAAGCAGACGUGUUGGUUCUUUGUCAUUCCGAUCACAUUUCCACUUUUCUCAUCUAUUUAUUUCUCUGUGCAUACAGACUCCAUCCCGUGAAGCCUGUUGGGCUUAAGUCCUAAGUGUUUAACGGCGCAGAUCACCACCUCGAGUGCCUCUUCCUGUGGCUAUCUGCACGUUCUCUGUCAAAGAGCACACAGCAGACUUUCAGGUGUUUAAAGACCGUUCACUCACAAAUGCCAGGCAAAUGGAAGAAGGAGCACACUGAUCACACUGAGGCGCUGGCCCACGAACCAGGCCCUUGGAAUAGAACAUUAAAAUCCUUGCCAACUAUGCAUUUUAAAUGGCCCUGUUUGGAUGGGAAUCCAUUUGCGUGAAAUCGGGUCGCCAGAAGAAAGUCCACUGCUCAUUUUCAUGAAAUUGGGUUGCCUUUUGUUAAUAAACACAUGACUUUCCCACAUUGUUCUCUGGCCACACCUCUCCCUCAUCACUGUUCAGUCAUCCACUGCUUUCUCAAAGGGUCCAGCAGCCAAACCCGAACCUUUGCAUCUCCAAGCCAAGUAGAUGGAAUUGGUUGCAGAUUAAGUUCACACACAACUCGACAACUGCAUUCCCACUGUAGGCUCCCUGCGUUUGUUUGUCCUGUGUGGGGAAGGAGGAGAUAGAGUGAGGUGGCGUACGCCCAGGAGGUUUCUUUCCUGCAUCCUAUGGCACAGAUCUCCUCUCCAGUCAACAUCUUCAACAACUUAGUGUGCAAUCACAACUAUGUGCCAUGGGGGGAGGUGAACUACUUGGCUGGGGAGAGUGUCUUGUGAUAGUCGCAGUGUUUAGAACCAUGAAAGAGGUUGAAGGUAGCGUUCUCAUGCUCUGUGACUUGUGACCAUGUCUAACAUUUAAGGAGUUCAGAGUCACGAGGAGUUGAGAGUCACAAGGAUUAGCACUGGGGUCUUCAAGUGGCAAAUUUUCAUACUCUGGGAAUGAGAAGAGAGAUCCGAAAUGGUGCCCUGAACCAGAGAAGGGGUGUCCCAUUACAAAUACCUUUAUUACCACCACCUGACCACAUCGCCUAAACUGUCUUCCACACAUGAGACAAAGCUGAUUUCCAUACUCAUUGCCCAGCCCAGGCUGUCUCUCAUAGUCUCUCCCUUUGCCCCAGCCCUUUCUUCAGCCACUCUGUCCCACCCCACCCACCCCACCCACCUUGGGAUAUGAAUCUAUGGUGAAGGUCACUGGGGAAACAGCUCAGCAGAUUUUUAGAGACCAAGCAAAAUGUCUCACUAGGAAAUUUAUCCAUUUUAAAACAUUGCUUCCUUCCUGCCUCUGCAAAAUUGAAUGCUCAUUGUUUUCUUGUUGUUGUUGUUGUUUUUAUUUCUAAUGUUCAAUCACUGCGUGCUGUAUGACUCUAGAAAGCCUUAAUUUACUACCACCAAGAAAUAAAGCAAUAUGUUGGUAA